AUGGGUAGUAAUCAGUAUGUUUACUCUGCCUUACAAGAUGACAAACACAUCUGGUUGCUUCGCCUGUCGCCGAGCUCGAACCCGUUAGACCGACUUGAAGGCAGCCUCUUCGAAUACCCAUUAUCUGAUAUUGGAGCACAAACACAGCUCUAUGAAGCCCUUUCUUACACUUGGGGACCGCCCGAAAAGCAGCAUUCCAUUUGGAUUGAUGAUAAAGAACUAACUGUGACUGCCAAUUGUCACGCAGCACUUCAGAAAUUACGUGAUUGCUUCAUUGAGCGCAUCCUAUGGGUAGAUGCGAUAUGUAUCGACCAGGGCAGCCUCGGAGAGCGCGCUAAGCAGGUGCAACUUAUGGCCGAGGUCUAUUACAAAGCUCGACAAGUCAUAGUAUGGCUUGGUGAGGCGACGCCUGAGACCGACGAGGCCAUUGAAUGUAUUCGAGCGGCGGCGCAGAGGGAGGAUACGGCAACUGGAAAGGAUGCUCCUACACCACAAUCGAUUAUAUCAUUACUCGAGAGACCUUGGUUCCGGAGAGUUUGGAUUCUGCAAGAAGUUGCAGCAGCUCAACAUGUUAUCGUUGUUUGCGGAUCAUCCGAGAUCGAUGGCUAUGCAUUCUGCUUAGGGGUUCCUACAUACAUAGACACUGAAGAGUCCUUUAGUGUCAUCUCUUCUGUUGAGUAUCUGAUGAGAGGUUCCAUCUUUCGCCCGAAAUACACUCGCACAACUUCGGGAUCAGUCACUCUCAGUAUCAGGCCACUGGGAGAGCUUAUGGAUAUGUAUCAUGCACACGAUGCCACAGAUCCACUCGACAAGACUUUUGCGAUGCUUGGAAUGAGUACCGAUGGCUCUUCAGCCACAGAACUCACACCAGAUUAUAGCAUACCCUGGGGCGUUCUCUUCAGGCGACUGAUCACUUUCCUACUGGGGCCCAAGGUCACAGUCAAAACAUCCAACAGUCACAAGGUAGCUGUGAUCAGCGGGAAAGGGUUCGUGAUUGGGAAAGUGGCUUCAGUGGCUCCAAGAAGCAACAAAGAUCGAGACUUCCGGGUGACCAUGGCAUUUACAGGUUCCUUCGAAUCAGCAUGGCCUCCACGUACUUGGAACAUACACGCUGGAGUAAAAGGCGUACAACCAGAUGAUAUAUUCUGUAUGCUCGAUGGAGCUACAAGUCCAAUGCUUAUUCGACAGAAUGGCAGACACUUCGCAGUUAUUAUGAUAACCAUCAAUUCAGUCCAACCGCCAAUCGAUAUGCCUCAAAACUCGAAUCCACGGAAUUUUGUUCUUACUUGAGACGUAGAGAGUGGAGGACGUCAACCGCAAGAUGAAGAGAUCAACAGCUGGGGGGAAAGGGGCAUCCUUAAAUAUACCGAACCACAUCAUCCAGAGCCUGUUAGAAGGGGCCAACUACUCAGAGCAACCGGCCAAAUAUUGAAAGACGCGAGAGACUCCGAGGCAGCAGUAGAGAUCUUCCAGAAAGCCCUUGAUUCCUACAGCUUAACCCUGACACAAGAGAAUAGGACGAGGGUCGAAUGUUCCAUAGAGCUGGC
This is a messenger RNA of Fusarium redolens, 1547 nucleotides long. Its product is annotated as heterokaryon incompatibility protein-domain-containing protein. Bases 1 to 1290 code for a protein of 429 amino acids. The transcript is spliced from 2 exons. NCBI's taxonomy places the organism in Eukaryota, Fungi, Ascomycota, Sordariomycetes, Hypocreales, Nectriaceae. The record is from RefSeq and is a predicted model, not a curated record.